Paramecium primaurelia is the source of this 1815-nucleotide messenger RNA. NCBI's taxonomy places the organism in Eukaryota, Ciliophora, Oligohymenophorea, Peniculida, Parameciidae. The record is from the annotation of a GenBank genome assembly.
AUGCAAUAAUCCAUUUUUGAUUUUGGUAAAAAAUCUUCUACUUUUUGGCAUCUCUGCGAUAAAUGUUUACUUGAUGUAUUACAUGUUAUAGCAUAUGAAGGAAUAAUAUAAUCUAAUAGAGUAAGAGUUUCUAGUCGGCUCUAAAUAAAGAAUUAAAAAAAAACUUCUUUUGAUGAGUGAUAGUAUGUUAUUCAAAGUGUCUGUAAUGUAACUAAAAAGAGCUCCCCUUUUAACAAUGCAUGUUUAAUUUAUAGAUUCCUCUUCUGAUCAUUUUGUCUAACUAAAUUCAGAUGAGACUUUAUAUGGCUUUAGACUUUCUUACUAAGGGAAAAGUCUUGAAAUCUUCACUUCAGAUAUAGUGAAUUAUGAGGUUUGGAAGUCUCACUUUCGAUUGAAUUGUAUUAUGAACAAUUUUCAUGAUGCUUUUUCAGUAUCAAAGAUGAUUGGAAAAGGCAGUUUUGCAAAAGUGUAUUCAGCAAUAAAAAAAGAAAAUAAUAAUUAAUAUGCUAUUAAGGCAUUCAGUAAAAGCUAUAUGUCUCAGUAAUCAAAAGGGAUUGAAAGUCUAUUAAAUGAGAUAAAAGUAAUGAGAAGAUUAAAUCAUCCAAAUAUUGUAAAAUUACAUGAAGUACAUGAAACAACUAAUUCAAUUUACUUUGUUUUAGAUAUGAUUUAAGGAGGUGAACUAUUAUAAAGAGUACGUGAAACAGGUAUUAUUUAUAUAAUUUACUUUAAUAAGGAUUCCUACCUGCUGAGACAAUGUAAAAACUUGCUUUCAAUUUGAUAAGUGCACUUAGACAUAUGCAUAUAAAUAAUUUAAUUCAUAGAGAUUUGAAACCAGAAAAUUUAUUAUUAAAAUCAACAGAAAAUAAUUAUGAAAUAGUUUUAGCUGAUUUUGGUUUAGCCACUAGUCUUAAUGAAGAACCUUUAUUUAAAAGAUGUGGUACACCAGGAUUUGUUGCACCUGAAAUACUUGAAUAUGUAGAUGGAAUGGAUUUCUAUUCUGAUAAAUGUGAUGUUUUUAGUGCAGGUGUAAUAUUGUAUCUUUUAAUUGUAUUCUUAUAUUAUUUAAAUAGACUGGUAAUGCUCCAUUUACAGGUGUAGAUUAGAAAUCAAUACUUAAAAGUAAUAAAUAAUGUGAAGUUGAUUUUAAAGAUUAAUAAUUUAAAUUGGCUCCAAUCUAAAUGUAAGAUUUAAUCUAAUCAAUGCUUAUUAAGAAAUCUUCGUUUAGAUUAAGCUCAGAAGAAGUAUUAUAUAUAAAUAUAUUAUAUUAAGUGUUUAAAACAUCCUUAUUUUAAAGAAUUAGCUAAAGAAUACAAUAGACAAAUAGACAAAUUUUAAAAUAAUCUAUAAGGAUAUACUGAAUUAAAAAAUGCUAUUAAAAUAGGAACUUAAGAGAUUGAAUAAAGAUCUCCAUUAAAUUUUAAUUCAUCUGAAUCAAUAUCUUCAAAUAUCUCACUAACAAGAUAAGACUAAAGAAAAUCCUCAAUAGUUGUUGGUGCUUCCAAAUUUAGUUAAUAUAGUGCAAAACUAUCAAAAUAAAACUCAAGAGAGAUCACUGGUAAAUUAUCAUUUUAUUUAGAUAUACCAUAAAAACAAGAACCAAAAAAAUAAUAAGAUUUGCAUAGACUUGCUCUUACUAAUAGUUAAAUGAAACAUAUGGCUAAUUGCAAAUAAGAUAAUUAUGAUGAUCCAACUGCUGAAAAUUGUAAUAUUGGGGCUAUGGUGAGAUAAUACAACUCUACUAGACAAAUAAGAAUUCCUGAUUGUACAUUAAAAAUAAAAGAAUGCAAUACUCCUACAUUGUAGAAGCAAUGA